AUGUCACAAGACGAAUUUAGGACAAAAAUAUGGGACUAUUACAUAAAACAUAUUAAACGUCAAAAUAGAAAGGCACAAGAGGGGGCCAAUUUAUUGAAAUCUUACUCUGCAUGGCUUGCUGAGUAUUCUUCUUCGAAUGUUGAAAAAGAAAUUGAAAUUCCGGGACAAUAUGAUGGAUUAAAUAUUCCUGAUCCAAGCAAACAUGUCAAAAUCGCGCAAUUCGAUCCCGCAAUUAUGGUGUUGUCUUCAUUACGUAAACCAAAACGAAUUAUUAUUUUGGGAACGGACGGUAAUGAAUAUAAGUUCCUUGUGAAAGGAGGAGAAGAUUUAAGAUUAGAUCAAAGAGUUCAGCAACUAUUUUCACUUAUGAACGAAAUAAUGAAAAAGGAUUCUUUUUGUUCCCAACAUAAUAUAACACAAAAGACCUACAAAGUUGUGCCAAUAACGGGUCAUCUUGGAAUAAUAGAAUGGAUUAAUAAUACGGGGACUAUGCGCUCAUUCAUUGAAAAGGAACUUAAUGAUUCAAAAGUUUUUGUUGAUGCACAAUCAAUGCAUUCGCGCUGGGUUUCGCAAAAUCAAAAUUAUCAUAAUAUAUUUAUGAAAGUAAAUCGUGAUAAUGUGGUUCAACAUUUCAACGAUCUUCAGAGAGGGAUUAAAAAUGACUUGCUAAAAAAGGCAUUAUACAAGCUUGCUGCUUCUCCUGAAGCACAUUUAUCGAUUCGAUCCGAAUUUAUAAAGUGCCAUGCGGCAAUCAACAUAUGCGGAUAUCUUAUUGGUAUUGGAGAUCGACAUCUAGAUAAUUUCUUAAUUGAUUCAAAUUCGCUGAUCUCUAUUGAUUUCGGUCAUGCGUUUGGUUCAGCAACAGAAACAUUAGAAGUUCCAGAAUUAAUACCUUUCAGACUUACUAAACAGAUAGAAACAUUAAUGGAACCUCUCGGGUCUAAAGGGCUUUUAGAGUAUCCAAUGAUUAAAAUAUUGCAAAUAAUGCAAGCAAAUAAAGAGAUCUUGUUAAAUGCAAUGGAUAUUUUUGUUAAAGAACCAUUAUUAGACUGGCAAACGCGUGCCCUCAAUCAAGCUAAACAACAAAAAAAUCGUGGCAGUAAUGAAAUUGGAGAUGAUGAUUCACAGACCGUGGAAUGGUAUCCACGACUAAAAUUAGAUAUUGCUCGUCGCAAGCUUGAACUUGAGAAUCCAGCCAAUAUCGUUUGUAACGAAUUGAAAGCCGGCCAUUCAAAUAAACCAUGGUAUCCUUCAAUUAUUAAAAUUGCGCAAGGGGAUCCUAAUCAUAAUAUAAGAGCUAAGGCAUGCCAAAAAUGUUUUAGCGUUAAAGAGCAAGUUGAAUGUUUGAUUGAUUUGGCCACAGAUCCGCAUGUGUUAGGUUCUAUGUGGGUCGGUUGGCAAAGUUGG
Molecule: messenger RNA, 1407 nt
Organism: Funneliformis caledonium
Lineage: Eukaryota; Fungi; Glomeromycota; Glomeromycetes; Glomerales; Glomeraceae
Source: the annotation of a GenBank genome assembly